Molecule: messenger RNA, 1200 nt
Organism: Poecilia latipinna (sailfin molly)
Lineage: Eukaryota; Metazoa; Chordata; Actinopteri; Cyprinodontiformes; Poeciliidae
Product: contactin-4-like
Exons: 9
Coding region: 1-1200 (399 amino acids)
Biological process (GO): axon guidance; cell-cell adhesion; brain development
Cellular component (GO): plasma membrane; axon
Molecular function (GO): cell-cell adhesion mediator activity
Source: RefSeq, a predicted model, not a curated record
AUGGUAGCAUGGUGGAAGUUAAACGGUACAGAAGUCACUCCCAAAGCUGGAUCUCACUACAGCCUUUCUGGAGGCAACCUCCGAAUCAGCCGUCUGAACAAAGACCAAGACGCCGGAACGUACCAGUGCCUCGCCUCCAACUCCUUCGGGACCAUCGUCAGCCGAGAGGCCAGCCUAACCUUUGCUUACUUGGAGAACUUCAAGACUCACAGAAGAAGUUCUGUCUCAGUACGGGAAGGUCAAGGAGUGGUUCUGCUGUGUGGACCCCCCCCUCAUUCUGGAGAUCUGAUCUUCUCCUGGAUCUUCAAUGAGUACCCGACGUUUGUGAAGCAGGACAACCGGCGCUUCGUCUCACAGGAGACGGGGAAUCUGUACAUCGCCAAAAUGGAGCCUUCGGAUGUUGGAAACUACACCUGUGUGGUGACUAACACUGUCACAAAGACCCGUGUCCAGGGCCCGCCCACUCCGCUAGUGCUCCGCAGCGUCGGUGUUAUGGGCGAAUACGAGCCAAAGAUUGAAGUUCAGUUUCCAGAAGUUGUUCAUGUUGCCAAAGGAUCCACUGUAAAGCUGGAAUGCUUCGCUCUUGGAAACCCUGCUCCCUCCAUCGGCUGGAGGAGAGUGGACGGCGUACCCUUCCCCAGGAAAGUGGACAUGAGGAAGGCCAGCGGCGUCCUGGAAAUCCCGUACUUCCAACAGGAGGACGCCGGCACGUACGAGUGUGUGGCUGAGAACUCCCGGGGCAUGAACACGGUGAAAGGAAAGCUCUCUUUCUACGCUCCACCUCAUCUCAUCGAGAAGCCCCAAGACAUCCAAAAGUUCAUCGAUGACUCGCUGGUGUGGGAGUGCAAAGCCACAGGGAAACCGAAACCCUCGUACAGAUGGAUGAAGAACGGAGAAAACCUGGAAUCUACAGAGGAGCGCGUACAGGUUGCCAAUGGAAUUCUGUCAAUCAGUCGGCUAACCCUGUCCGACACCGGAAUGUACCAGUGUGUGGCUGGGAAUAAGCACGGCGAGGUGUACUCCAACGCAGAGCUCCGAGUCAUAGCUGUUGCCCCAGAUUUCUCUCACAAUCAACUGAAGAGUCAGACGCUGGUGAAAGUGGGAGGAGACAUCCUCAUUGAGUGCAAGCCCAAGAUGUCUCCUUGGGGCGUGAUCUCAUGGCGGAAGGGCAGCGAACCCCUGGAGGGGAGCAGCAGGUAA